This is a messenger RNA of Salarias fasciatus (jewelled blenny), 2007 nucleotides long. Its product is annotated as mitochondrial uncoupling protein 2-like. Bases 221 to 1150 code for a protein of 309 amino acids. The record is from RefSeq and is a predicted model, not a curated record. The transcript has 8 exons. NCBI's taxonomy places the organism in Eukaryota, Metazoa, Chordata, Actinopteri, Blenniiformes, Blenniidae. Gene Ontology annotation, biological process: transmembrane transport.
GAAAACAGCAUGCGACAAGGACGCUAAAAGGACUAACCACUCAAAGGAUUUUAUUAAACCUUUCUUUGGAUUAUAAUUUAUUUUUGGGGAGGAAAGAGAGCAUUUGCACACUUGCUGAUCAGUUUACGGCCCGCAGCAUUUCCACGACAGCACUUCUUCUGAAGAACAGUUUACUUUCUGAGGAAAACUUUGCCACUGCACUGACAGUCCAAUCAUAGAAAUGGUUGGCAUGAAACCCAAAGACGUCGUGCCCUCUGCCGCGGUUAAAUUCUUCGGGGCCGGCACCGCCGCCUGUAUCGCUGAUCUCAUCACCUUCCCACUGGACACGGCAAAAGUCAGACUUCAGAUUCAAGGAGAGUCACAGAAAGCUGAAGGAGGAAAUGCAGUCAAGUAUCGGGGAGUGUUUGGGACCAUCACCACCAUGGUGCGCACAGAGGGGCCCCGGAGCCUCUACAACGGGCUGGUGGCGGGACUCCAGAGGCAGAUGAGCUUUGCCUCGGUCCGUAUCGGUCUCUACGACUCCAUGAAGCAGUUCUACACUCGAGGCACUGAGAGUGCCGGGAUCGUCACUCGACUCAUGGCGGGCUGCACGACCGGGGCAAUGGCCGUCGCUUUCGCGCAGCCGACGGACGUGGUGAAGGUGCGCUUCCAGGCCGAGGUGCGGCCCUCCGAUGGCGGACGGAGGUACAGCAGCACUUUGGACGCCUACAAGACGAUCGCUCGAGACGAGGGCGUUCGAGGCCUCUGGAAAGGCUGCAUGCCAAAUAUCACACGCAAUGCAAUCGUGAACUGUGCAGAGCUGGUGACCUACGACACCAUUAAAGAACUCAUCCUAAAGUAUGACUUGAUGACAGAUAACCUGCCGUGCCACUUCACGGCCGCGUUCGGCGCUGGCUUCUGCACCACGGUGGUGGCUUCUCCUGUGGACGUAGUUAAAACGCGGUUCAUGAAUUCAGGAAGCGGUCAGUACAGCAGCGCUCUCAACUGUGCUUUCACCAUGCUGAGAAACGAGGGACCCACUGCGUUCUAUAAAGGGUUCAUGCCUUCUUUUCUGCGACUGGGAUCCUGGAACAUUGUCAUGUUUGUCACUUACGAACAGAUUAAAAGAGGGAUGACAAGAGCUCAACAGUAUUGGGAGUCACCAUUUUGACAGCAGGACGUCGGGAUCACACAGAUCAACAGCCUGACCAGCACCACAGUGGUGUGAUGGGAAAUCCAUGUGUCUUGAGGACAUCUGCAAGAGGAGACCCUACAGAGAGCCUGAAAUCGUCGAGGUGCCCGGGGUCACAAAGCUAACAUUUCACAGGGGAGGUCUCUGUGAGGUCUUUCAGAUAAUACAAGUGUCAUGAAGAUUUGUAGCAACAUCAGGAUGGAGAAUCGAGAAAUGUAACGAGCUCCUUCAGGUGGAAGAGAUGGACGUUGAAUGUUGAGUUACAAAGGUUAAAGUUUGCCUCUUAAUGAAAAACUUUACAAUGAUGAAGUGAAAACAAUAUGUGAAUGGAAUUCAGGUGUAAGUGCUACUUUCUACAAGAGGAAAAAUCAGUCAUGUACAUUACUUUAUAUUUGAUAUUAUCAGCGAGAACAAGUUUUCCUGCUUCCCUGGUUUCCUCCCACAGUCCAGAGACAAGUGUGACUGUCAAUCCUGAACUGGAAACAGCAGUAACAAAGAUGAAUGGAUGGAUGGAUGGAUGGAUGGAUGGAUGAAUGGAUGGAUGGAUGGAUGGAUGGAUGGAUGAAUGGAUGAAUGGAUGGAUGGAUGGAUGGAUGGAUGGAUGGAUGGAUGGAUGGAUGGAUGGAUGAAUGGAUGAAUGGAUGGAUGGAUGGAUGGAUGGAUGGAUGGAUGAUGUCCUUAUAUGUGAAUGUCAGUGUCUGUCCAUUGUUUACACUGUUUGAGUUUUGCACAGUGGCAAGAGAUGUAAAGUUUAAGGUAACAGUAUGAUUUAUUGCUGGCCAAUGAGUCAUGAUUGUGUUUUUUUGUUUUAUUUAAUAAAUGAAAGCCCUUCCUUA